Penaeus chinensis is the source of this 4701-nucleotide messenger RNA. Its product is annotated as oxysterol-binding protein-related protein 9-like. NCBI's taxonomy places the organism in Eukaryota, Metazoa, Arthropoda, Malacostraca, Decapoda, Penaeidae. Gene Ontology annotation, cellular component: cytosol; membrane; intracellular membrane-bounded organelle. Gene Ontology annotation, molecular function: sterol binding. The transcript has 16 exons. The record is from RefSeq and is a predicted model, not a curated record. Bases 23 to 2488 code for a protein of 821 amino acids.
AAUCCAAGCCCCUCUUUGAUGGAUGCGAUUCCUCCCAGAACUCCUCCCUGGCUAUUUCCACCCCUUCCUUCCGCCGCUUAUAGUUGACAAGAUGGCAGUGAUGGAAGGACCUCUGAGCAAGUGGACGAACGUGAUGAAGGGCUGGCAGUACCGCUGGUUCGUCCUGGAUGACAGCGCAGGACUCCUCUCCUACUACACGUCCAAGGAGAAGAUGGUGCGAGGAGCGCGUAGAGGUUGUGUGCGUCUCAAGGGAGCGGUGGUUGGGAUUGAUGACGACGACGAUUCCACAUUCACCAUCACUGUGGAUGCCAAGACCUUCCACUUCCAAGCACAUGAUCCAGACGAGCGGGAGAAGUGGAUCCGUGGACUGGAAGACACCAUUGUCAGACACACACCGUCCAUUAGGAGGUGGGAUCCCUCUAAACCAGCUCCCACCAUGGCAGACUUCGACAAGAAGCUAACGGAGAGUGAUGCAUACCUGCAGCUGCUGAUUGACCAAACAACCGUCCUGGAGAAGCACAUGCUUACGACAGAGGAUGAGGCUGACAGACAGCGCUGCCAGGCAGUUAUCGGAAAUAUCAACAAUGUGUUGGAGUCUAUUAAGCAUUCCAUUGUCCUGCUGCAGAUUGCCAAAAACACUGCUUUUCCAGUCAACGGCGUUUACCAUCCCUGCAAUGCCAUCCCCGAGGGAACGUCUCCGUCUGCAUCAUCUUUAGGAGGAGCGAGCAUUGGAGGAGGUGGGGAGGGGGGUUCUGAUGGAGGAGGAGGAGGAUUGAGAGGAGGAGUGCUAGUAUCCUCAAGCGGAGAGCCUGGAGUACCACUCACUGUUUCCCCAACAGUGCAAACGGGAAUCGAAGUGGGCCGGGAGUGUGCUGAGGCAGCCAACGCGCUUGUAGGGAUGCGCCAGAGAAGCCCAGUUCCCAGUGCCCUCGUCCCUCCAGACAGCGUCGUACCCGAAACAUCCUAUUCCAGCUCCGAAGACGAGGAUUUCUUUGAUGCUGAUGAGUUUGCCAAUGCAACGCCCACUCAGAGCCCAAGCGGGCCACGACUUUUCGAAGAUGCAGUGGAGACCAUACCUGGCCGAGGGGAUGCCUCAGGGGCAUCUGCCCCCAGCGCCACCUCUCCCACCAGUGCAGCUGGCCCCUCCGAUGCGGCAGCCCAGACUCCCCUCCUCGCACACUCUGCCGUUGCCCCCUCACCAGAUAACUCGGGCAGUGAUGGCCAGUCCAGCAUCGUGCCGACACAUUCACCGUCCAGCCCUGUUCUGCUCUCGCCCACGCGCAAAUCUCCUGGAGGCAGCGGCUCCCCGGAGACCUCUGCCAGCGGGUUUGAUGCAUCCAUCGACUACGACCGCAUGUACGAGGAUGAUGAUGACCCGGAGCUAGGCUCUAUGGAGGGCCAUGGCUCUGUCAUCCACCACUUGCUCUCACAGGUAAAGAUUGGAAUGGACUUGACCAAAGUGGUUCUGCCAACUUUCAUUCUGGAGCGGCGCUCCUUGCUUGAAAUGUACGCAGACUUCUUCGCCCACCCGGACCUCUUCUGCAGCAUAGCAGACAUGCAGAGCCCCCAGGACCGUAUGAUCCAGGUGGUGAAGUGGUACCUGUCAGCGUUCCAUGCUGGCCGCAAGAGCGAGGUUGCAAGGAAGCCCUAUAACCCUAUUCUGGGAGAAGUCUUCAGAUGCUAUUGGGAGGUCCCUGGGGUGCGUCCAGGAGAGGAGACUGUGCCAGAUGGCCCCGUUCCUUGGGGUACAAACAACAACCUGUGCUUUGUGGCAGAACAGGUCUCUCACCACCCCCCCAUCUCUGCCUUCUAUGCCGAGAACAAGGCCAAGCGUAUCUCCUUCUGCAGCCACAUCUGGACCAAGUCAAAGUUCCUUGGCCUGUCCAUCUGUGUGUACAAUAUUGGCCAGGGCUGUGUCUCCGUCAUGGAGCAUGAUGAGGAGUACAUCUUGAACUUCCCCAGCGGUUAUGGGCGGUCCAUCUUGACUGUUCCAUGGGUGGAGUUGGGAGGAACUUGUCAAAUCACAUGCAACAAGACAGGUUAUAGUGCCAACAUUGAGUUCCUCACAAAGCCAUUCUAUGGAGGGAAGAAGCACAGAAUAUCUGCAGAGAUUCUAAACCCAGGGGAGAAGAAGCCGGUGUUGACAGUGGAAGGCGAGUGGAACGGUGUGAUGACAGCUAAGUGGAGAGAUGGCUCGACAGAGACCUUCGUUGAUACGCAGAGCAUGGCCACCGUGAAGAAGAUUGUGAAACCAGUUCAUGAACAGGCCCUCAACGAAUCACGAUUCAUGUGGAGAGAAGUUACAGCUGGACUCAAAUUCAACCACAUUGACCACGCCACAGCAGCCAAGUAUGCCCUGGAGCAGAAGCAGCGUGAUGAGGCCAAGUACCGCAAGGAGAACAGCAUCUCUUGGGAGACAAAGCUUUUCAACCUGGUGGGAGACAAUUGGAUCUACAACUCACCACUUCAAAAGAGAUUAAGCCAGUGAUGCCUUGGGUGUCUGCUCUUUGCAUCAGGGGGCCAAUAUCCAUCCUGAUUGGUCGUGGCUUCCUGUGCAUUUUAUUUACUUCAGGUAGUGGCAUUCAUGGAGGGACAGUACAGUGACGUGUGCUUGCGGUAGACGCAGUGGAGAUAUAUAUAUAUUUUUUUCAUUAUAUACUUGACCCUCCAGAAAGAAUUAAUGGUAUUAACAAUGACCAUUGCAUAAAGCGUUCUUUCAAGAAUACAGAAAAGCAAAGGUGAAAUAAUCAUUCCAGAAGAUUCAAAGUGCAAGCAUGGCAUCUUACUCCACAAGUUAGGAUGUGCAGCACUAUCAGCUAGGAGGUGUUGCUGGAUGUCAUGUGUGAUGAUCCUGGGGUUUCUGGCAGGAAAAGAAAAAAACGAGGACCACACAUUGCAUUUUCUUCCCAUUGCCGUUGUUUUGACUGAGCAAAGAGUGUCAUUAGCAUGGAAUAGCAAUAGUAAAUAAUAACUGGUAACAUGUGAAUGGUGAAGCUGUUUUUUCUAUGCAAUCAAAACUCCUCUAGCUUUAAGAACUUAGGAAAAUUUACUGUAUGUGAGAUAUUUAUAUUAAAGACUACUAGUAAAAGAAGAGAGAGUAGUAGGGAGGAGGAUUUUGUAGACAGAAUAACAAGAAGGGGACUGAAAUUGCUCAAGGGGAAAGGGAUGCUUUUCCCGAGCAUUCGAAGUCAGGUAAUUUAAAUGUGUGUAAAUACAUUUGUUGUAGAUUUGUGUGUGAGAAAAGCAUGAUGAGAUGUCUUAUCAAAAAUCAUUAGUGUACAGUCUGUUCUUACCCACUGAUGAUAAGCAGGUGCCAUAAGCAUUUCAAAGUUCUGUCAGUUUUUUUUUCCCCAAGAAGAAAAAAGGUGAAAGUUGGUAAGCCAGCCAGAGACUUAACUAGGAAAGAAACAUGAUUGAUGUGCAUUUAUCCCAGAAAACCAUAAUAACAUGCAAAGUCUUCUACCAUACCUGUGAUCUAUGCAAACCCUGAGAAGGGAGACAGGAAUGCAGUCUUUAUAUAUAAAAGAUAUGAUACCAUACAUAGCACUAUGUCAGUUAAACCAAAUCAUAUCUCAAUGAAUAUUUAUCAAGAAUCUUAUUUUUGGACACAAAAGCUCAAGGUCCAUUUUGAGGGCAGAUCUCUACGCAUCUGAAUUUCUCAAGGUUGCAAGAAAAGACUCCCUUUUUGCUCCCUGCUUCUAAUCACUCCCAGUCAGCCUGUUUCUCAUGAGUGUUGGAUUUGCAAUGAUUUGCAACAAAUUCACAAUUUACAACAACAAUUUACAAAACAUUACCAGAAUCCGAGUGAUAUCAUUGGGUAAACUGUGCUAAUGAAACUGUUUUCCAUGAUGUGUGUGCCUUGGGAAGGAAGAGUCAGUACUAUGGAUUGAUUUUUAUUUGAUUUGAUUUUUUCUAUUAUUAUAUAUAUAUAUUUAUUUUCUUUUUUUUCACCAUCAACAAGAGUGACCAAUAGAGAAAACCUCAAAACAAAAGUAUUAAGAUCUUAAGAACUAAGGGUUUUAAGAAUCUUAAUUCAUUAAUAUUCUGUUAUAAUUCAACUCCUGAAAAUAAUUUCUCAUAGGAUUAUUUUUUUUCUUCUUCCAAGGGAAUGAUUGUUAAAAGUUUGGAUAUCAAAUGGUUAUUUAUUUCUCAGUGCUAUACUGUAGGCCAUGGUAUUCACACAUCCGUAAAUACUGCCUUACAAUAAUAGUAAUAUUAAUGAUUGAAAUUAUCAUAAUCAUAAUAUUAAUAAUGAUAAUAAUAGUAAUAAAGCAUACAGUGAUUAUUUGUUAUUGCAGAUUUAGGUAAGAAAAACGUGUAAUGAGUAGGGGAACUUUAGGUAGAGUUUCAGAUGAUGAUUGUAUUUAUUUUGUGGUCCAAAGUCUACAAAAUGAUUCAUGGAUAUUCUUCAGAGCUUAAGUAGUUGGUUGACCUCAAAAUGUCCUCACUCUCUGUGUAUUGUUGGUGAUGUUUCUCCUCCUUGUGGCUUUACAAAAUGGUAAUAUGGUGUAUGUGAGUUUGGUGAGAGUGAGAGUGAAAGAAGUGGACUGAGUUCGUCGUUUCUUUUCCUUUUUUGCCAUUGCAGGUCAUCUUGGUUCUCCGAGAGUGAUUGCAUGCCAUUGCAGGAAAUGUAUGUUAUAUAGAUUAUGCAAUAACGAAGUGAUAGUAAAAUUAUUACAUAUCUGCCAGAGGGGUUGGGGA